CAUGUGCUUCAGGUGAGGAGCAUAUUCCUCGUCAUACCACAUGAAGAAGGGGCAUCGAUUCACCCGCAUCUAUACACAACAGUUGGCUUUAGAAAAUGCCAUAUAAAAAAUACAAACACAUUGAAUAAAACCCUAAUAUCCAAAUGACUCAAAUCAGAAACCCCAAAAUUACCGUUUUACAAACCCUAAUAUCCAAAUGACCCAAAUCAGAAACCCAAAAAAUUGUCGUUUUACACAAGAAGAAGAAUUUCAUACAACUAACCUUAGCAUUUGGACAUCGAAAGAAUCGCCUCCCAGGAUGCUUUUCAGUCCAACACACCAUGACCUUCGCCUCCAAUCCGCAUUUGCAUUUAGGAACAUUGCACACAGGGAAUCCAUCUACAUAAUCCUCUUCUGAAAAUCCUUCGGCCAUAAUUAGGAGAUCGACACAAGAAAGAACCCUAAAAUCGACACAAAUGGAAAGGUGUCACGUCUAUAACAGUUUAUAACAGUUUAUGUUUGUCUAUUGUUUUUUAGCAACGAUAAGGUCAACAUUUUACAUAAUCACCUAAGGUACUUAUCCUAUGUUUUAAAUAUCGUCCACGGUACUCAUUCUUUUAUUUCAGGAUCAACCAUGGUACUUCAACUUUUAAUGAACUAUCACUUAAAGUACUUAAUCUUGAUAAUUAAAACAAUAAAGGUUCGUUGGUAAUUAAAAAAGGGACAUCUGUCACACCUGACAACGAAAAGCAAAUCUGAACCCUGCAUAAAUGAAGGUGCAACACAUUAUUCAACUGAACACUCAACCCCUUUCUGAAAACCCUCGUCUCAUUUUUUUUCUUACCAGCCUUCCCAUAGAUCUCCACUCCCAAGACACAACGACAAUGGAAGGACAAGCUAAACAAGUUGUGUGCGACUGUGGAAUUCCAUGCCGUAUGCAGAUUUCCUCCACCGAACGAAAUCCAGGACGGAGAUUUUACGGCUGUUCGAAGAGAAAUAAUCAAUGCGAUUUUUUUGCGUGGGUGGAUAACGACAUGGCCUAUCAGAUGACGAUGGUCAGGAAUUUGAAAAGUGAGGUUAAUGGCAUGACUGAAGAACGCAACAAAGCUCUACUGGAACUAGUUCAUGCCCAUACUCAGGUGGCGGCUAAAACUGACGAACUGGAGCAACUUAAUGAGGCCUUCGAGGGAUUGAAGGAGUCCAUUGAGAUGUACCACGAAGAAAAUGUGCUUAUGAUCCAGGAUAGUGGUCUGCAACUUAUGGAGAUAAACACUCUGAAGAAACACGUCAAGCUGAUGGAAGUCAAGUGCUCAGACAUGGAGAGGAAAAACAAGAUCAUGAGGCUUGGUUUUUUUGUGGCAUUUACAAUUGCCGGUUGCAGUUUAUCCGUUGCUUGUUUGAAGAAAAAAUGAUGCAUUUUCUAUUAAGUGACAAUGGCUUGUGUUUGUGCAGUGUUGUUAGUAAACUGCGUUCCAAUAAUUUUUUGUAUUAUCUUAAACUCAUUUAAUUUGCUUGUUGGGAAAACUUUGUGUGAUUCAAAAAUUUAAAUUACAGUACUGUCGUUGAUUACAUAAUUUAAGUGCAGGUGCUGUCUUUCAUAAUUAAAUAUAAGUUCAGGUGCUGUCUUUCAUAAUUGGUCGAAAUGUCAAGGGCUAUAUUAGACUUCACAGAGAAAUAAACCGCCAAAAAAAUGAAAACUUAAUGGCAAAGAUUAGCAAUGGGUUUUCCAAGAAACCCUUUCAUUACACACGUUCCAUCAGUUGUAUUGUUCCAAUGCAGCCUCUUCGUUAACCACAACCACUAACACAAAGGGCAUGUAAAGAAAUUGAAGAGUCAUGAUGGUAACUUAUUUAAAUAGGCAACCACAGCAACUGAUUCAACCAUUUCAGAUUACACAAAUUGUUCUUAUUCUCAGAAAAACCAGAAGAUGUCCGAUAAUAUUGUUGUGUCUUCACUUAAUAUGGAACUCAUGGAUUGCCCAAUAUGCUGUGAACCCUUAACAACUCCAAUUAUUCAGUGUGAAAAUGGGCAUGCAACAUGCAACUCAUGCUCGGAGAAGACUCAGAAGUGCCAUUCUUGCACCCUGCCUAUCAGAAGAAUGAGGAACCGGAUUCUUGAAGAUGUUGCUGACUCUUUGAGAGUUUGUUGCUCGUUCAAGAAUUAUGGAUGCCCAGCAACUGUGAGGUACCCCGAAAAGAGCAACCACGAAAAGUUCUGUUCUUUCAUAGAGUGCUCAUGCCCCAUUGAAGUUUGCAAUGUUAAGGGAACCUCUGAAAUGAUUUAUGCUCACUGUAAAGUGAUGCAUAAAGAUUUUGUGAAGCCGUUUGUUUUUUGUCGUAAAUUCCCUGUUUCUGUUCGGCUGAAUGAUAAUUUCUUUAUUCUCCAAGAGGAAAACACAGACAUUGUGUUUGUUCUGAACAACACAACGUGUUCUUAUGGGAAUAUUCUUACAAUCUGUUGUCUUGCACCGUCACAAGCUGGAUGUUGCCCCUAUGAAAUUGAAGUGAAUGCCAACUCAAGUCACAAGUUUCACAGUACUACCCAGAACAUUCAAGGCACCGGCAAUUACUAUCGUUCUUUUUCAGGGUUCCUUCUUGAUAGUGACCACGAAUUUUUUGCUGACGGUAUGAUCAAGAUGGAGUUUUGUGUUUAUCGCGCACCGGAGCUUGCUUAAGAGGAUGACCUGUUUAUGUAGUCUUGUUUAUGUAUUUUUUGGUUAAUUUUGGUGAAGAUGGAUAUUUUUGUUCUUGUUUUUGUUCUUGUUCAGGGUUAAUUUUGGUGAAGAUGGAUGUUAAUGUAAUUUUUUUCUAAACGUUCUGAAAUGUUUGAAUAUUUAAUGAAGUCAA
Mercurialis annua (annual mercury) is the source of this 2825-nucleotide messenger RNA. RefSeq names its product E3 ubiquitin-protein ligase SINA-like 10. The transcript is spliced from 3 exons. The coding region runs from base 1907 to 2653 and encodes 248 amino acids. Lineage: Eukaryota; Viridiplantae; Streptophyta; Magnoliopsida; Malpighiales; Euphorbiaceae. Gene Ontology annotation, molecular function: zinc ion binding. The record is from RefSeq and is a predicted model, not a curated record.